GGUUUUGGCUCGGCUUCAAUGCUUAAUGCUUUAGUCAAACAACGAAAGUAGACAGAUGGUGGGUGCUGAUCAGAGUUAGAUCCUACUGAGAUCUUAGUUUGUCAUGAAGAAUCGCCUGCAGUAAAUGAAGAUGACCCUUCUAGCAACGAUGCAAUCUCGGCGCAAGACGCUAAAAAAGCGCUUGAAAUCUAAAGAUAAAACUAUCCAGCGCAUGAGAAACAGGGUUGCGUGGCUGGAGUUGCAGUUAACAUUACACUAUGCAGAGGAUCAUACUUCUGAAGACGACCGUGAAGAAAUCUUAAUUGAUGAUGACUGCCCAAAAUGUGAGAAACUGAGGAAAAUGCUGAACACACCUUUGAAACUGCCACUGCUUCCAGGGCUACAAGAUGUACACGAAAACCAGUUCGACAGACGCACCGAGUCAAACGCUGUCAUCAGUGAUAACGGAACAGUGGUAACCAUAAAUGAAGAAGAUGUUAAGCUCACUAUUCAACCAUCCCACAAUUCCCUAUCAAGUGAUCAACAGGGAAAUGUGGAAAAAGUUCCCCAUGAUGAUGAAGGUUUUUUUCGAGGAGACUUUACUGGUAAUACCUGUUGCGUUUUUGUAGUGGUAAUGGCGAUGUUGCUUGUCUCUUGGAUCUGAGGUGGGAAGACAGACUCUGGUAUUUCCUCAUCUUUUGUCACACUGUUCGUGUUUGAUUAGGGUCGGCUAGGUGAAGCCUCUGACAGUAUUUUUAUCUGAAUUACGUAUAACCUCCAAAAAGUAGGCCUAUGAAAUUAUGCAAUUUUUGCAAAAUAUUAUCUUCGUAUCUCUCCAACAGACUGAGGUUGUCUUUCAAUACCUCAUAGAAGCUUUCUUUGCCUACAAUUAUAGAGAUUUAAAUGUAUGGAGGUAUAGUAAUUUCAUACAAAUUUGGCGCAGAGCCCAAUAAACACAUAACAUGUACGUUUGGAGGAAUCCGUUGUUUGUAGCGUGAGUUCUCCAUAUUUUACUAAAAAAACACU
Stylophora pistillata is the source of this 1005-nucleotide messenger RNA. RefSeq lists its product as uncharacterized. Lineage: Eukaryota; Metazoa; Cnidaria; Anthozoa; Scleractinia; Pocilloporidae. The record is from RefSeq and is a predicted model, not a curated record.